GUAUUAUAUAAAGAUCGAGUCGGGAAAACUUCCACAAGGCAUCAGGCAGAGCUUUCAAAUGGCAGAACCCAAGGUUAUACCCUUGCUAAUUGACAGUCAAUUUGUCGUUGAACCCAUUGCUUAUCGAUAUCCGGCGAAUGUUGUUCCAUCCCUCAUCGACCAAUCGUUGCCAACCCUGUCGGACUCGAUUCAAGGGGCAGACAAAGCAGCCUGUCUUGCAGCGGUAGAGUCUUGUGCACGCGCGUUUCCGGCAUGGGCAGCUACUAGUCCUUUCGAGAAACGUAGACUCUUCCUGAAGCUCUCGCAACUUUUGAGAAGCAAAGGGGAGGAGAUCAGGGGUAUCGUCGAGCAGGAGAUCUCUUGCUCUCGCUUGUGGUCCUAUAUCAAUCUCGAGGAUUCCAUUGGGCUCAUAGACGAGCUCGCAGCUUUGACAACUUCCGACAAGCUCGGCGGCUCUAUACCUAUGGGCACAGAAAAAUCUACCGCUUUGGUGUUCAUGGAGCCUCUGGGUGUCAUUCUGGGAAUCGCUCCUUGGAAUGCGCCUUUGAUACUAGGAAUUCGUUCGGUAGCCGCAGCGGUGGCUGCGGGAAAUACAGCAAUAUUGAAAGGUUCGGAGCUCAGUCCUCGAACUCACUUCUUCAUUGCCAACUUGUUUCUCGAAGCCGGCUUCCCGCGAGGGGUCGUGAAUUUCAUCACGCAUCGAGCUGAAAAUGCUGUCGAAUGUUUCGAUACCAUCAUAAAUCACACCGCUGUUCGUAAGUGUAACUUUACUGGAUCAACUGCAGUUGGUAGAUCGGUUGCAUCGAAGGCAGGGGCUGCCCUCAAGCCAGUUUUACUGGAGCUUGGGGGAAAGAACUUCGCAGUCGUGCUUGGAGACGCGGAUCUGGACAAAGCCUGCCAAAAGAUUUUAGAGGGCGCCUUUCUCAAUAACGGGCAGAUCUGUAUGUCCACGGAUACUGUAUUGGUCGUCGAAUCGGUCGCAUCUGAUCUGAAGGCAAAGUUGGCCGGGAAUUUGUCAGUGGUACUACCAGAUGUCAGCCAUGUCAUCACAGACACUAGCAGAGUUCGUUUGAAACGCUUAUUGUCUGAUGCGCAAUCAAAAGGAGGGCAACUACUCGGGGCCCCCCAGAUCGAGAGCGAAGAGAGAAGCUUUCCACCCACCAUCAUCGACGCGAUAACUUCCAAUAUGGACUUCGGCCACCUUGAAGCAUUUGGCCCAUUACUAGGCAUCCGCGUUGUUGGAAAUGAGCAAGAGGCUCUCCAAAUCAUGGCCGAAUCGACAUACGGUCUCUCGGCUGCCAUCUUCUCGCGCAACCAUUUUCAAGCUUUGCAGCUUGCUCGGCAGAUGAAGGUCGGAGCUGUUCAUAUCAAUGGCGCAACUGUUCAUGAUGCCCCCAAUCUGCCACAUGGGGGCGUUGGAGACAGUGGCUUUGGGAGAUUCGGAGCUCACUGGGGAUUGAUAGAGUUUGUGCAGACCAAAACAAUCAUCAUCAACGAAUGAAUGUACAUGUAUAUAUGUAAGCAUGAGAAAUCUGAUGUUCAC
Messenger RNA from Aureobasidium subglaciale EXF-2481, 1543 nucleotides. RefSeq lists its product as uncharacterized. NCBI's taxonomy places the organism in Eukaryota, Fungi, Ascomycota, Dothideomycetes, Dothideales, Saccotheciaceae. Gene Ontology annotation, molecular function: succinate-semialdehyde dehydrogenase (NAD+) activity. The record is from RefSeq and is a predicted model, not a curated record. Bases 59 to 1501 code for a protein of 480 amino acids. The transcript has 4 exons.